AGCGAAACCUAAGGGCCAUCCGAGGGCCAUACCACCGUACCAAUUCCCCUAGUGCCUUUUGUCCGUGCGGUGUCGAGUGAUGUGAUUCACGCACGGCUGAUUCGUGGCAUCGUUUCGCGGUGUAGAUAGAAGAAAAGUAGUGUGGGAGGGAAGGAAAAAUCACACCAAAGCUUUGUGGAGGCUCCUAAAUUAUCCGAAACGCUUACCUCGCGCGGGUGUGCUUUUUGUGUGCUGUUCUGGUGUAAUUUACAUAUGAUCAUUACAACAUCGCGAUCGUGGCUCUUCGCGUGCUGGACGGGGUCGCGAUCGUGUUUACGUUCCCCGGUCGAGAACCGGAUCCGGUCGCCGGUUACGUUGGUGCGGAUCGAGCCGAUUAUGAUGAUGUUGCUCUCUUUUUGCAGCUCGCUUUCGACCGCGACGAGCGAAUAGAAAGAAAAGGCGAGUAAAAAAAAACCCAACUCCAAAAAAAGAAAAAAAAAACAACAAAACACCAUCACCCACGGGGUUUUGAGCGAGUGCGAACGCGAAACAGUUAGAAAGUGCGAGCUUAAAUGCAUCUUGUGACAGCAGCCCCAGCGUGUACCUAAUGAACAGAAACAUGAAACGGCAGCUGGAAAAGUUCAAAGAGGAACUCAAAUCGAACCUAUCCCGGUCCAGCAAGGCGGAGAAAAAUGCCGACGGGCUGCAGGAAAUCGAGCGUGAGGUCGACCGGUACAAAGACAUUCUGCAGAACCUCAACAAGCGGAUAGCGACGAACGUGUCUGCUGGCCAGCCCCAGGAUGCGGUGGCACGCGAGAAACGCUACAAGAAGGUACCGGAGUUCCAGCUCGGCCAGCUGAUGGAGGAAUCGGUCAAGGAUCUACCCUCCGGUCUGCUGAAGGAUGUGCUGGAUACGUGCGCACGCGUCGAGAAGCGAAUAGCGACGGAAAACGUCAACAGCGAGGUGAAUGUGGAAAAUUCCGUCAGCAAAAACCUCAACGACAUCAUCGAGCGUCACUUGUCCACGAUCCAGAAGCAGAAGCGCGUCGUCACCAAGUGCCACCAGGAGUACGAAGCUUCGCGGCAGAAGUAUGAUUCGGCCCAACGAAACAGCGAUCAGGUUGGGAAUCAGGCAAAGAUCAUCCAGCUGAAAGAUGACCAGGAGGAGCUGCACACGAAGCUCGAGAAGGAGCGCGAUCUGUACGAAUCGUACAUGUACGAGCUGCUGGCGGAGGAGGAAAACAUUGCACUGUUUGUGAAGGAGUACGUCAAACACCAGGAGCUGUACUUCACGUUGGUGCUGCGUGAGAUUCAGCAAACCAUGCGGAGCAUGGACGGGUUGUUCCGUCGUAAAAAUAAGCAAAUCUUCAACACGCCCCUGCGGGAUCAUCUGAAGGCGACGGAUCGUAAAAUUGCUUACGUGAUUGAGCUGUGUGUUUGCUGCCUGCUGGAGAAGGGCCUGUACGAGGAAGGGCUGCUGCGGGUCGGAUGUGCGUCAUCCAAGCUGCGGCGUAUGAUUUCCGCCAUCAAUGCCAACUACGUGUCGCCACCGUUGGCGGAUAAGUACUGCGAUCCGCACGUUGUGGCCGGCGUGUUAAAGAAAUACCUCCGUAGCCUACCGGAUCCGCUGCUCACGUUCGAGUUCUACCAGAGCUUCGUACAUGCGGCCCAGAAACCGAGCGACGCUCAGCGUAAAGCGGCCAUCCUCGAUAUUGUGAACCAGCUGCCGCGGGAAAACUACGACAACCUGCGCUACCUGACCAAGUUCCUGUCGUACCUGGCGGAGAAGAAUCAGGAGAACAAGAUGUCGCCGCAAAACAUUGCGAUCGUGAUGUCGCCCAAUUUGCUGUGGUCACCGAACGAGAAUGAAAACUACAUGGAUCAGGUGAACAGUACGGCGACGGUUAAUACGAUUGUCGAGGCGCUCGUUGCUGACUGGUCGUUUUUCUUCGAUGGUGAAGUGAAUUUUUACGUCAGCAUGACGCGGGACGCCCUGUUCCCGGAUAAUGGGGGGUUUCCCUUCGACAAAGACCAGAACGUUCGGAUUGUUCCUAGCGGCGGUGACAUGAUGUCCCGGUCGAUGUUUGUUACGUCGUCCACCGCUGGCCAACAGACGGUGGCGAUGUCGACGACGGGCGGUAGCAGUCAGGACGAGCUUCGAUUCGGCCGCGGUGAAGGUGGCGGUGGAGUAGGAGAGGCAGGUGGAGGAGGAGGAGGAGGGCGCGGAGGAUCGACAGUGUCACAUUCCCGCAGCAGCAGCCACGAUACUAGUCUAAUUCUAAUCAAUAGUAGUAAUAACAAUCACAGCGGCAGUGGCAGUGGCGGCAGUACCGAUCAGCUGAAAUAUCGCAGCCAAUCGAACAGCUCGCUGUCGGAUCAUUCCAGUCCACCGCAGGAGAACAGCCCGAAGCUACCGAUUAGACGCAAGCACAAUAAGCAGGUGGCUCCGACGCCACCGGAAAAUCAUCACUACAAGGCGUCCCGGGAAGUCAACAACAAGCUGCAUUCGACGCACUAUUUCAAGCAGCUGAGCAGCUCGACGACAGCGGCGUCCGUUGGUGGCAACCAUACCGGGGAUGGGGACGAAGGAUUUGCAUCGUUGCAGCAUCAGGCGUAUAAACAGGCUCAGGCCGAAUAUGAUCGCCAGCCGAUGCUGCGUGCCGAGAGCCACGACAAUUUGUUGAAGCUGAAGACGACAGACAAGAUCCCGCCGCCCAGGCCGGCCGCCGUAAGCGUCGAUAGUCAGGUGUUGAGCAAAAUCAAGGCCAGUGUAGCGAGUAGCACUCAACAGCAGCAACAACAACAGCAGCAGCAGCAGCAGCACCAAAACAAGCAACCAAAUGCUCCCAAUUGUGAUACAACUAGCGGUAGUAGUAGUAAGGAGAACAAGGAAAACAACAACAGAGCGGCUGCUGCGGGAGCGGUCAGUAUCUUUCCUCCGUUGAAACCUGUGGCCCUUCCGAGGACUACCAUCCCAGGACCAUCGUCAAAGGUCAGUGGUGUUGCCAGCGGAAAUGGAACUGCCAGCCAUGACGACGUUGGGGACACGAGUGCGUUAGGUGGAUCGGCCGGUGGCGGUGUCGUGAUUCGAGAAAAACCCAUCAUCCCCGAGCGGCCAGCAACGCUGAUGCGUCCGAUGAGCUUUAAGGGCUCGAUACCUGAGAUAUCUAAGGUCAGCGAGGGCACCAACACGAUCAUCAGUGGGCUGACGUCGUCGUCGGCGAGUUCUCUGAAGAAAGCGCAGAGCUUCCGGGGUGAAACUAGUGCCGGCAGUCGAGCGACGGAGAAAUCAUCCGAUCUGGAGCGAGGCACGCUUGAACGAACGCAGAUUUAUAAUAUCGACAAGCAGCAGGUCGCGUUCAUCGAUGUAGUGGAGCGAUCCUCGGACGACGAUCACGGUUCGGGGCAUCCAAAGACUAAGCAAUCGGGAGUACGAAAGGAACGGCCUGACCCGCUUCCGGCAAUCAAUCAUCAGGUGGACACCACGGUGUCUUCCAGCAGCGUGGUUCCCCAGGGAACGCCACCUCUUGCCAUGAUGGAAUCGACGGGUUCGUUGGGCAGUGACAUUCAAUCGCCCGUCAGCACGAUGCCACCGCCAGGAUCAACCGCAAUACCGAGCGGGACGGGAACAGGAAGUUCUGCUGCUUCUACGACCGUCGUCACCACUAGUCUGCAGCAUGUUCCGCAGUCCCCGCGGGGCAUUGAUUCGAAGAUUAAGCGGCCACAGGUACCAGCCCCUCCACCACCGGUCGGGCGACCAAAAUCGUCCGACUCAACUGAUUUAUAA
This is a messenger RNA of Anopheles nili, 3766 nucleotides long. RefSeq lists its product as uncharacterized. The record is from RefSeq and is a predicted model, not a curated record. Gene Ontology annotation, biological process: regulation of Rac protein signal transduction; signal transduction; positive regulation of GTPase activity. NCBI's taxonomy places the organism in Eukaryota, Metazoa, Arthropoda, Insecta, Diptera, Culicidae. Gene Ontology annotation, molecular function: GTPase activator activity. Bases 587 to 3766 code for a protein of 1059 amino acids. Gene Ontology annotation, cellular component: intracellular anatomical structure. The transcript is spliced from 6 exons.